Molecule: messenger RNA, 6099 nt
Organism: Larimichthys crocea (large yellow croaker)
Lineage: Eukaryota; Metazoa; Chordata; Actinopteri; Sciaenidae
Gene: npas3
Product: neuronal PAS domain protein 3
Exons: 13
Coding region: 1088-4300 (1070 amino acids)
Biological process (GO): regulation of transcription by RNA polymerase II
Molecular function (GO): protein dimerization activity; RNA polymerase II transcription regulatory region sequence-specific DNA binding; DNA-binding transcription factor activity, RNA polymerase II-specific
Source: RefSeq, a predicted model, not a curated record
GGAGAGAGCAGAGCAGAGAGGCUUCAGCUGUUCACAGAUCAGAUGAGAGACCUGACACACAAACACACCUGAUGAAGAAAACUCCCUGAAACACACCUCACUCAUUCACACUUCUCCUCUCACUUCAGCUCCGUGAGCCGCCACAGCUCCUCCUGAGCACGAAGAUGACACUUGAUGUUUGUCUUGGCUCGGGUUUGGACGCGUUACGCGCAGAGAAAACCUCAAAGUUCGUCCGUUUUUCUCAAGCGCAGAGCUCUGAAACGUGUCCGCGCACUGCUGAAAGUUGUUUUGGAGCUGUGUGUGUGACAUUUUGAAGACUUUUACGAGGUGAAACAAACUGCGACAAAGGCUCAGGAAUAAGAAAGGUCCGCUGUUCCCACAAGACACCCACCGACUCUUCCCCCUCUUUCCUACGACCAGGCAGGCAGGCAGGCAGAGCGGAGGACAGCCGGGGACCGGAUGCCUUUCUCGGAUGGAGAGCCGGCGGCGGUGCCCGUGUGAGAGAGGGAGAGAGUCCGGAGCUCCUGCACCGGGAGGCGACAACACACACGGGGCUGCCCGUCUGCCUUUUUAAAUCGGUGAUAAUAAUCACCUCCUAGAUCCACUGAUCCAUCGAUCCCAUUGACUGUUGAGUGGGAGGAAUAAAGAAAAGGGGGAGAGACCGCGCGCACCGGAGACACCGGGACCAUGAUCCGGAGCUGCACGGGGGUGCACGGAGGUUAUCUGUGAAGGAUAGAACCGAGAAGAAGAAGAAGAAAAAGAAGAAGAAGAAGAAAUAAGAAAGGUUUGUGCUCGUGCACUCACUCAUCCCGUUCAUUGAUCCAUUGAUUGGUGACUGUUUGUUUUGCGCACCGGGACCAUGAUCCGGAUUUGUUUGAGAGUUAUAUCUGAAGGUUAAAGAAGAAACUCUAAAGAAACAACAAACUAUCAGAUUGUUGUUUGUCUUCUGCUGCUCCAUCGAUACCUGAUUAUCGAUCCCAGUUACCGGUGACUGGUCUGCGCUGGGAGGAAGGAGGAGACGCGGAGGAGGUUGUUAAACUAGACGCGGAGGGAGCGCAUCGGAGACGUCCAGGGGGGUUGGUGGACCAUGAUCAGGAUCUUCCCGGAUUUCAGCGUCCAGGUGACGGCUUCGGCAGGCGGUGGACCCGGGGCUGGAAGUGGUGGUGGAGGAGGAGGCGGAGGAGGAGGCGGCGGGAUGGUGACCGGACCCUCGGUGGGUCGGGUGCCGGUCCCCGGAGCCACGAACGGGACCCCGCAGAGCGUGCAGGGAAUCACCGCCUACCAGCAAAGUGACCCCUACUGGGAGCGGCCGGCUAAUGCAGGCAGCUGCUCCGCCGCCCGGCCCAAGACCCUUCACCUGGCCGGCCAGCAGCAUACCUCCUCACCAUGGUUGCAGGCUCUGAGGAAGGAGAAGUCACGAGACGCGGCACGAUCGCGGCGGGGAAAGGAGAACUUUGAGUUUUAUGAGCUGGCAAAGAUGCUGCCACUGCCGGGCGCCAUCACCAGCCAGCUUGACAAGGCCUCCAUCAUCCGGCUCACCAUCAGCUACCUGAAGAUGAGGGAUUUCGCCAACCAGGGAGACCCGCCAUGGAACCUGCGCAUGGAGGGACCGCCGCCCAACACCUCCGUCAAAGCUAUCGGUGCCCAGCGAAGGAGGAGUCCCAGCGCCGUCGCCUCGGAGAUCUUCGAGCCUCACCUGGGCAGCCACAUUUUACAGUCUCUGGACGGGUUUGUAUUUGCACUAAACAAGGAGGGACGCUUCCUCUACAUCUCCGAGACUGUCUCCAUCUACCUGGGAUUGUCACAGGUGGAGCUGACUGGCAGCAGUGUCUUCGACUACAUCCACCCUGGCGAUCACGUGGAGAUGGCGGAGCAGCUCGGCAUGAAACUUCCUCCGGGCCGGGGAAUGUCUCUGUCCCAGGGAGCCGUCAACGAAGACGGGGCGUCCUCGGCUUCGUCAUCGUCGCACUCCGAGACGCCCGAACCAGUGGAGUCCAGCAGUCCGAGUCUUCUGGCUCCUGACAACACUCUGGAACGAUCCUUCUUCGUCAGGAUGAAGUCGACGCUCACAAAGAGAGGAGUGCACAUCAAGUCCUCAGGAUACAAGGUGAUCCACGUCACGGGGCGUCUACGCAUCAGGAUGGCUUUGACGCACAGCCGCUCUGUGCCCAAUCAGAUCAUGGGGAUGGUGGUGGUGGCUCACGCCCUCCCGCCGCCCACUAUCAAUGAGGUUCGCAUUGACUGUCAAAUGUUCGUCACCCGAGUCAACAUGGAUCUCAAGAUCAUCUACUGCGAGAACAGGAUCAAUGACUACAUGGACCUGACUCCGGUGGACAUUGUGGGGAAGAGGUGCUACCAGUUCAUUCAUGCUGAAGACGUGGAGGGAAUCAGGCAGUGUCACCUGGACUUGAUGAACAAGGGUCAGUGUGUGACAAAGUACUACCGGUGGAUCCAGAAGAACGGUGGUUACAUCUGGAUCCAGUCCAGUGCCACCAUCGCCAUCAACGCCAAGAACGCCAACGAGAAAAACGUCAUCUGGGUCAACUAUGUCCUCAGUAAUCCAGAGUACAAAGACACGCCCAUGGACAUCGCCCAGCUGCCCAACCUGCCUGAGAAAACCUCUGAGUCUUCCGAAACCUCCGACUCUGAGUCUGAGUCCAAAGAAAACUCUGACAAUGAGAACGCCAAGUCUGAGGGGAAGCCAGGCCACCAAUCAGAACGCAGUGAGGACCCGGAGACAGACAGUAAGCGUCAGCAGCAGCCCAGCCAACCACACUGCUCCUCAGAACAGGAGAUGAAGCGUCAGGAAGAAGGAGACAGCUCGAGUAACCCAGAGAGCCAGGACAGUGACGAUAGCCUGGAACCUUCAGAUGGAGAGGGGGAGGAGCAGGAGGAGGCAACCGGGGGAGGAGGUGGAGGAGGAGGUGGAGGAGGAGGAAGGCUGGCGAGGUUAGCAGGACUGGGAGGGUUAGGGGGACUGGGCACUAUCAGUGGACUGGGUAAUCUUGGUGGUCUUCAUAUUAAGGUAGAGCACUACGGAGAAGGUGAAGAAGUACAGUUGCACAACUCUCAAUCUUCUUCAUCAGAGGAGGAGGAAGAAGAGGAGGAUGACGAUGAGGAAGAGGAUGGAGGCGUGCAAGAAUGUGACAGUGCCAAUGCCGGAGGCAAACUCCAGAAGAGACGGAAGAGGAGGAAAGUGCAGAAAUGGGACGGAUCUCGAAGUAGGAGGGUCCGUCUCUCCUCAACCACCCCCAGCCCUGUUGCCAUGGGAGAUACCACACCGCUGGUUGACCCCUCCCAGGCCACAUCUGCCAGCUCCUCCCACCUCCUCGCCUCCUCCGGCUCGCCAAACAGCGCAGGUGCAACAUCCUCUGUCCUGAAAAUCAAGACAGAGAUGGCAGAACCGAUCAACUUCGACAACGACAGCAGCAUCUGGAACUACCCACCCAACAGGGAGAUUUCCCGAAACGAGUCCCCGUACAGCAUGACCUCCAAGCCGGCUGCUCCAGGGAGCCAUGAGACCUUUCCCUCACCGCAGGGAGGCUCUCUCCAAGUAGCCAUUCCCGACUCCGUCCUUACUCCUCCUGGAACAGAGGGAGGAGCAGGAGGAGUGAGGAAGCCUCCUUACAAUGGAAGCUCGGCCCCGUCCUCCGCUUCCAGUGCUGCGAGUUUAGCUCCGCCCUCCAGCGCCUCCUCUGCCGACCCCCUAUCCCCUCCUCUCUCUGCCUCCCCAAGGGACAAGCAACAAGGCACCCCCACCACCUCUUCUUCCUCCUCUUCCUCAUCCUCCUCGUCCUCAUCAAGCUCUUCCUCUACACUGCUGUACUCUGGCGAUCUUGAGGCACUUCAGCGUCUGCAGGCCGGUAAUGUGGUGCUCCCGUUGGUCCAUCGGGUCACGGGAACUUUGGCCUCCACCAACACGACGGCUCCACGGGUCUACACCACAGGAACCAUCAGGUAUGCACCGGCGGACGUCACCCUGGCUAUGGCGCAAGGCAACCUCCUCCCCAAUGCUGCCAUGAACUUUGUAGACAGCUCGGGGUUCGGCCUGGACCCUAAGACGCCCAUGGAGAUGCUCUACCACCACGUCCACAGGCUCAACAUGUCGGCAGCAGCAGCCGCUGGCCCGUUUGUUGGAUCUCCUGCCGCCACAGGUGCGAAUGGCACCCUGGGAGGCCAGAUGCCGUCCGCAGCCAAUGUUUUCACCACAGCAGAGGGACUUUUCUCGACACUACCGUUCCCUGUGUACAGCAACGGGAUCCACACCACGCAGACGACUCUGGAGAGGAAGGAGGAUUAACGCAAAAUGUUCAAGACCGCAUUACUGUGUUUCUGGAAUCGACAACUGUGUCAAACUAAAAGACUGCUCACUAGUAACAAAAUAAAAAGAAAGACUAUUUACUUGCUACUUUUAUCAACACAGCACUGUGUUUCCGAGAGGGGAGAAAGGACAGGAAAGGAUGACAAAUGUACUCUAGCACUUUGAAUCUGAGCAACUGAGCUUGUGUAAUAGACAUGAAUGACCCUCAAACAUGUCCCCCUUUUUCUAUCUUUUAUCUCUCCUCUUCUUCCUCUUCAUCCUGUCCUCCUCUCUCAGUCUCUCUGCUCCUGUUCCUUGCGAUCAGCAAUGUUUUUUCCUCUCUUGAACAAAUGAACAAAAAAAAAGACUAUUCUUUAUUGUAAAGAAUCCCUUUUUUUGCCUACAGAGAAUUCAUAUUGCCUAAGGACUCCGCUGGAGCCUGACGGGGAUAAUUUUUAUUAUUUGACUUUUUUCUGUUGCAUCUUUAUGAAGAUGCUGAUUGUGUGUAUUUAAAGGAGGACGGUACAGGGAUUUGUAACGGACAGAAAACUCUAUGUGGCACUCCUCCGUAUUGUAUCUUGAUGUGAUCAAGGCUUGAAAAAGAAAAGUUUUUAAACUGAGAAGAGGGGAGCUCUCAAAGGUCUCAGAGUUAAUAAUCUUUUGAAAAAAGGUUUUUGAGGACGUUUCUCGAUUGAGGGAAUAGUUUAGAGAAUUAAUUCUUUCAUUUCUUCCUUUUUUUUAUAAAAUAUUCUAGCUCAGAUUUAACUUACGAAUCAAGCAUUACGAAGAAAAACAAAAAAAAGCAAUUUCAGCCGGGUAAUGACCUGUGAAUUAUCGAAUGUUACUACUUCCUCUUUUAUCCCAGGAGUUUACCUACAGGUCUCGCACCAAACAUAACCUCCUAUACAUCUUCUUUCCAUCUCGAUCUGUGGUUUCUCUCUCUCUCUCUAUCCUACCUGAUCUUUAAUCUUCACGUCUACAUUUCUACCUGUCGAUCUAUAGAUUCAUGGUGCUACCGACCGUCCAGUAACCCUGAUUCAGCUGGCUGAUGUGGGUGCUGUAAACGAACCCACAGCUCGUUGACAGACUGAUCGUCGUGUUCGUUUUCUUUGGAGGGGGAACGAUUUUUUCUUUUUCCUCAUCUGACCUUCAGGAAAGUCAGAACCACAGCAAGAACCUUAGAACCUCUAAAUCAACAUCUCUACUUUCACUCUUUACAUCCCCUCCUUUGUUUGUCUGAGAAAAUCUGAUUGGGCCACGAGGGGCAGCUCCGCAUAGAUACAUGGAGUUGAUUGGGUGAAUUUUAGACUUCAUAGUUUUUUUGUAUUUUCUAACUCAAUCACUUUUAAUUCUCAGUGAGACUGAGGCUAAUACACUAGUGUCACUAACUUGAUAAAUGAAUGUUGAAAACCUCGACCGGCUCCUGUUUGACUACUUUGUGUUUUCCUCCUCCUCCUCCUCCUCCUCCUCUUCUUCUACGUCUUCUUCCUAAACCAGAAUCACCUCCACAAAAACAAUCCACUCUCUUCCAUCUCAUCACCGGACCCUGUGAUUAUAAAAAAAAAACAAAAAAAAAAACACAUAUCAACAAGGAGAUUGUAAUAAAGACAUGCAUUUUCAAUCAAAUCUAUCAAACAAUCAAUCCAAUAACUACGAAAAAAAUAAAGAUUUUUUUUGAGGAAGAGAAAAAAAAAUCACAUUCCUUUAAAAUGUCGUCUUUGUCGUCGUUUCGUGUUUUUUUUUCUUCCCCAGCCUCCGUUGCCAAAAAAAAAAAAAAAAAAUUUGGUGUUUUUUAAAAA